This is a messenger RNA of Erinaceus europaeus (western European hedgehog), 2235 nucleotides long. It is a transcript of the gene TRIM11, whose product is annotated as tripartite motif containing 11. The record is from RefSeq and is a predicted model, not a curated record. Lineage: Eukaryota; Metazoa; Chordata; Mammalia; Eulipotyphla; Erinaceidae. The coding region runs from base 41 to 1447 and encodes 468 amino acids. The transcript has 6 exons. Gene Ontology annotation, molecular function: zinc ion binding; protein binding.
GCCCCGCCGCCCCGCCGCCCCGCCGCCCCGCCGCCCCGCCAUGGCCGCCCCCGAUCUGUCCACCAACCUCCAGGAGGAGGCCACCUGCGCCAUCUGCCUCGACUACUUCACCGACCCGGUGAUGACCGACUGCGGCCACAACUUCUGCCGCGAGUGCAUCCGGCGCUGCUGGGGCCAGCCCGAGGGCCCCUACGCCUGCCCCGAGUGCCGCGAGCUGUCCCCGCAGCGCAACCUGCGGCCCAACCGCCCGCUCGCCAAGAUGGCCGAGAUGGCUCGGCGCCUGCACCCGCCGUCGCCGGUCCCGCAGGGCGUGUGCGCCGCGCACCGCGAGCCGCUGGCCGCCUUCUGCACCGACGAGCUCCGCCUGCUGUGCGCCGCCUGCGAGCGCUCCCGGGAGCACUGGGCGCACCGCGUGCGGCCGCUGCAGGACGCGGCCGACGACCUCAAGGGGAAGCUGCAGAAGUCUCUGGAGCAUCUGCGGAAGCAAAUGGAGGACGCGCUGCUGUUUCAGACUCAGGCAGAGGAGACCUACUCCCUGUGGCAGAAGAUGAUUGAGAGCCAGAGGCAGAAUGUGCUGGCUGAGUUUGACCGCCUGCGGCGCCUGCUAGUGGAGGAGGAGCAGCGGCUGCUGCAGAAGCUGGAGGAGGAGGAGCUGGAGGUGCUGCCCCCCCUGCGGGAGAGCGCCGCCCGUCUGGGGCAGCAGAGCACACAGCUGGCCGAGCUCAUCUCAGAGCUGGAGGGCCGCUGUCAGCUGCCGGCACUGGGGCUGCUGCAGGAUGUCAGGGACACCCUGCGCAGGGUCCAGGACGUAAAGCUGCAGCCUCCCGAGGUGGUGCCCAUGGAGAUGAGGACGGUGUGCAGGGUGCCGGGCCUGCUGGAGGCUCUGCGGAGGUUCCGAGGAGACGUGACGCUGGACCCAGACACUGCCAACCCCGAGCUGGUUCUCUCGGAUGACAGGAAGAGUGUGCGGCGGGGGGACUUGCGGCAGGCCCUGCCUGACAGCCCCGAGCGCUUUGACCCGGGCCCCUGCGUGCUAGGCCGGGAGCCCCUGAGUUCGGGCCGCCACUACUGGGAGGUGGAGGUGGGUGAGCGUGCCAGCUGGGCCCUGGGUGUCUGUAGAGAGAACGCCAACCGCAAGGAGAAGGGUGAGCUGUUCGCAGGCAACGGAUUCUGGAUCCUGGUGUUCCUGGGAAGCUACUACAACUCCUCAGAACGGGCCUUUGCCCCACUCCGAGACCCACCCAGGCGCGUGGGUAUAUUUCUAGACUACGAGGCUGGACAUCUGUCCUUCUACAGUGUGACUGAUGGCUCACUCUUGUAUGCCUUCCCCGAGACGCCCUUCUCAGGGACCCUGCGGGCGCUCUUCUCCCCUCUGUCUAGCAGCCCCACCCCUAUGACCAUCUGUAGGCCCAAAGCUGGACCUGGGGAUGUGCUGGCUUCCCAGUGAGGUGGCCCAGAGGGUGAGCAGGCCUCUCUGGACCUUUCUUUCCCACUUUCCAGACUUUGAGUCACUUGGGGAAUCUGGUAGGAGGCGGUGUGUCCUCUGAGGUGAGCGCUGUCUCGAAUAUGCUAGCAAGGCUAAACUGUGUUCUGGGAGGCCAAGGGCAGGCUAGUGCAGGCUCCAUGCUCUUCUGGGGGGUCCUCCGGACCAUCAAGGGUCAACAUGCUGUUCCCCAGAUAUUGCCAAUUGCCCCUUGCAAAGCCCCGAGCCUGGGUCACCAACAGUUCCAGUUCCAGAAAUCCUGGCAUCUUGAGCUGAGUUUGGGGUGAAACCCUAUGGCCCCGAGGAACUUUCUCAGGCUGCAGAUCAUGACCUUGAGGCCAGGUUGCCAGGAGGCUAGUCAGGGAGGUGACCUUGAGCCAGCCAGCCUGUCUCAGGAUCUAGGCCCCUAGAGUGGGGGCCUAAAAGUGUUUUUUUUUUUUUUUUCUUAGAUUAGUUGGUGUGUAGCAGUCCAGUGAUCAGAAGGAAGGGAGCUGCAGGCAAAAGUCCUGAAUUGAGUGGUUGUCCCUGGGCCUCCUGGACAAUGUCCCCACCCUCCCUGGGGUAGGGGGUGAGGUCUCAGAGGACCCCUCCCUACCCCACAGUUAAAGAAUCUUGUAUCCAUUGUUGCUUUAAGACCCAGAGUUUCUUAAUUCUUUUCCUGAGUGUUGUGGCUUCUCUUUGUACCUUUAGGUUGUAUUUAUUGAAGGACUGUUCUUAUGCUUAUUGUUAAAUAAAAUAGCCUUUGUCUUUAA